Messenger RNA from Aspergillus ruber CBS 135680, 756 nucleotides. RefSeq lists its product as uncharacterized. Gene Ontology annotation, molecular function: protein binding. Bases 1 to 756 code for a protein of 251 amino acids. The transcript has a single exon. NCBI's taxonomy places the organism in Eukaryota, Fungi, Ascomycota, Eurotiomycetes, Eurotiales, Aspergillaceae. The record is from RefSeq and is a predicted model, not a curated record.
AUGGGGAUGACGAAGCUUCUUCUGAAGCAUAUUGAUGUGAACAGCAAGGUUUCAGGUAACUACCAUGAGCAUGACUCUCGCAUGGUCACAGCAGCAGCCUGCGGGAUUACAGACCUUCUUCAGUUGGUCCUUGACAAAGACCCCGGCAGUUAUUCAGGCAUCCCCUGGGGCAAGAGACGCUUCAUCUCAGACCAACGAACCUCAUUGUUGCUCAAGUCCGUAAGAAGCGGCCAUAAAGGCGUUGUUGCCCUAUUGAUAUAUUAUGGCACCGAACCAUAUGGCACCGUGAGCCAAAACCCACUCCUCGAAGCCGUCCCAAGAAACCAUGCAGACAUCGUGCAACUGUUCCUAGACAGAGGACGCAAUUUCAAACUCAAGAACCAUGGUCAUUUUUCCUUCUUUGGUCGUCGCAUGUUCUAUAAAGACCUGUGCUCAAUUGGCAUGGUCGCUCUAUUCCAUGUUAUUAAGACUCCGUCGAUUUUCCGCUUAUUACUCGACAGAGGCAUCUAUAUCAGCUCUGAAUCAACAGCUACAAUAGUCCUUAGGACAGAAAACGCACGUUCGGGCAGUAAGGAACUAUCUGGAAUGCUGCGGGAGAAAAGCUACCUGGUUGAAACACCCGAAGAGCACCAUGCCUACACCUCACUCUCUGCAGGGGUUCCAGAAGCGGAUAACCUGCGACUGAUUUCUUCUUUCAACCCAACGGCGCCAUACGUGAUGGACAUACUACUAUGUGCCAUUCACGUGGCGAUUUAG